AUGGCCGAACAGGUGACCAAGUCAGUGCUGUUCGUGUGUCUGGGUGACAUCUGUCGAUCACCCAUCGCAGAAGCAGUUUUCAGGAAACUUGUAACAGAUCAAAACAUUUCAGAUACUUGGGUCAUUGACGGUGGCGCUGUUUCUGACUGGAAUGUGGGCUGGUCACCAGAUCCAAGAGCUGUGAGCUGCCUAAGAAGUCAUGGCAUUAACAGAGCCCAUAACGCAAGACAGGUUACCAAAGAAGACUUUGCAACUUUUGAUUAUAUACUAUGUAUGGAUGAAAACAACCUGAGAGAUUUGAAUGGGAAAAGUAAUCAAGUUAAAAACUGCAGAGUAAAAAUUGAACUACUUGGGAGCUACGAUCCACAGAAACAACUCAUGAUUGAAGAUCCUUAUUAUGGUAAUGACGCUGACUUUGAGACUGUCUACCAGCAGUGUGUGCGGUGCUGCAGAGCCUUCCUGGAGAAGGUUCGCUGACCCGGGUCC
Molecule: messenger RNA, 486 nt
Organism: Eubalaena glacialis (North Atlantic right whale)
Lineage: Eukaryota; Metazoa; Chordata; Mammalia; Artiodactyla; Balaenidae
Product: low molecular weight phosphotyrosine protein phosphatase-like
Exons: 1
Coding region: 1-477 (158 amino acids)
Biological process (GO): protein dephosphorylation
Cellular component (GO): cytoplasm
Molecular function (GO): non-membrane spanning protein tyrosine phosphatase activity; acid phosphatase activity
Source: RefSeq, a predicted model, not a curated record